AUGGGAGGCGAGAUGAGCAAGGGGAAUUAUGGGAGGGUUGGACAAGAGCCUGAUUGGAUAAACGAUUAUAAAGAGGCCUGCAAAAAUGAUUCAGACGUCAGGAAUUUCGACGACAAGCUUGAUGAUGAUCUAAAGCGAGUAGCCAACGUACCGCUGAAAACGGCACUAGAGGAGGGGGCGGCUUUGAAUAAAAAUUUCUACACUCAGCUGAACAAUUGCCUGGGAAAGAUGAAUGGAAACCAGCGUUUGCUUCAGGUCGCGUUACAGUGCAUAGCGCCUGCAAACUCCCCUCCCGGCACGGCACAGUACGACAUGUUGCUCGCAGCGGCCUUGACUUCGCCACCGUUAGCAGUGACCAUUGUGGCCACCCCAUCAAUUCUGUAUGGCCCCUCGGCCCACUGGUUGGGUUCACGGUGGAUAAAAUACGAGAAUAAGAUCAAGGUACAGCGUGAGGUUAUCAACAUAAUGCAGAAAAGAACCUAUGGAGGGCUUCGCGAGCUGGAACACAUUAGCUUCUACAGAACUUGA
Messenger RNA from Cryptomeria japonica (Japanese cedar), 528 nucleotides. RefSeq names its product UPF0496 protein At2g18630-like. The record is from RefSeq and is a predicted model, not a curated record. The transcript is spliced from 3 exons. NCBI's taxonomy places the organism in Eukaryota, Viridiplantae, Streptophyta, Pinopsida, Cupressales, Cupressaceae. Bases 1 to 528 code for a protein of 175 amino acids.